AUGAAUAUUAAAAAUAUUAUUAUAAUUUUCUUUUUAUUAAAAGUAGUUGUGUAUUCACAAUCAGAAAACAAAUGUUUGGAUGCCAAUGGAUUCACUACUAGCUAUAGUAUUUCAUCUUUUAAUACUAUAUUUCCGGAUGGAAAUCAUCAAGUUGAAAUGUCUUUCUUUGAAAUGGGAAAUACUUCAUUAGAUCUCGAAGGACAACGUCAAAGAGUGGAUUAUUUAGUAGUAAUGCCAGGAGGAGUUAGCUUAAUAGGAAGUUAUUGGGCUUUUGGUAAAACUAAUCAAUUUUAUGAACUUGUAAAUGGAGAAUGUACUCUAUCUCAAUUGGAAUUUACUCUCCCAAGUUCAUAUCCAAUCAACGAUACCAAAAACAUUGGAACAACUAAGAUUGGUCAAUUCCCAACAGAUAUCUAUAUUCUCGAUGAAAUUGCUUCUCCAGUCAUCCAAACUAUCCUCUAUGAUAUAAAACAAUGUGCAAUGGUUUCUAGUAUUAUUAACAACAAAGAUAUUACUAACCCUGGUUUUGCUACAAUGAAUUACUUAAACUUUGAAAAUUCAUAUACAGAGUCAUGGUUUGAUUUACCAAACGAAUGUAUUUCUCAAGUUAACAGAGUAAAAUCUGAAUAUAAAUCAAUUUCAAAUGUCCAUAAACUAUUUUAA
Heterostelium album PN500 is the source of this 663-nucleotide messenger RNA. RefSeq lists its product as uncharacterized. NCBI's taxonomy places the organism in Eukaryota, Evosea, Eumycetozoa, Acytosteliales, Acytosteliaceae. Bases 1 to 663 code for a protein of 220 amino acids. The record is from RefSeq and is a predicted model, not a curated record. The transcript has 4 exons.